Messenger RNA from Lampris incognitus (smalleye Pacific opah), 741 nucleotides. RefSeq names its product galectin-2-like. The record is from RefSeq and is a predicted model, not a curated record. The coding region runs from base 19 to 465 and encodes 148 amino acids. The transcript is spliced from 4 exons. Gene Ontology annotation, molecular function: laminin binding; carbohydrate binding; galactoside binding. Lineage: Eukaryota; Metazoa; Chordata; Actinopteri; Lampriformes; Lampridae.
ACUAUAUAAACCCCUCACAUGCAGGCAGUGCUUUUUUCACCGAGGGCUCUACCACUGAACACAGCCAAGAUGAAAGUACAAAACAUGACGUUCAAGGAGGGGCAGGAGUUCAAGAUCCGCGUCAAGCCCAAGGAUGACUGCGCCUCGUUUGCCGUCAACAUCGGUCACGACUCUGACAACAUCGCCCUGCACUUCAACCCGCGCUUCGACAGCGGCGGCGUCACCAACACCAUCGUUUGCAAUUCCAUGUCUGGCGGCUGCUGGGGGGAGGAGCACCGUGACGAGCACUUCCCCUUCGCUUGUGGGGAAGAAUCCAAGUUCUACAUCAACUUCAACAACGAGCAGUUUUACAUCAAACUUCCUGACGGCACCAUGAUGAACUUCCCCAACCGCCUGGGAGAUGUCAAGUACAGGCACUUUGAGGUCACCGGAGGUGCCAAGGUCAUUGGCAUCAAGAUCAAGUAGAUGCCGACGCCUCGCUGACCCGUUAACCUUCCACCAGAACCUCUUUUUCUACAUUUGAUCUGAGAGAGAAAACACAGUAAGCACAAACCUGAUCAUCUCUCUGAUCUGGUAAAGUUCAUGGGGAAAAAGGGAGAGACCAAGGAAAAUGCAUACCAACGCAUCAGCUCUGUUUCGUGGUGAGAAUAAAGGACCUCAAGAGGGCGCCAGACUGCACAGCUUGACGUCUACAUUGUGGAGGCCACUCUGGUUUUAUUAUUAAAAACCCAGUGGGAAAAA